UUUACCCUAACACAGUCUGACUACAUCUUUUACUUUAUCCGGAUCUGCAAAUUGCAGCUGCUGAUUGCUGUUGUCUCAAAGGUCAUUGUCUUUCCCUUUCUCGUUGCUCUGUGGAAUUGCAGAUCUGACUCGAGCCAGAGUAGCAUCCUAUCAUGGAGGGAGUUUUUUCAGUCUUUUAGCAUCAACUUUUUCACUUACGGCUUUCCAGUACGUUCCCAUAAAUUAUGUGCACUUCAUUGAUGACCCAGUAAUGAUAAAAUACUUGUUAGCCCAUUUAUCUACGAAUGCAACGACACUUUGCAAGUUUAUGUUCGUUUGGGCUCCUUGCAUAUGUUGGCUACAUAAUCUAUGCUUUCCCUUCCAUGUUUCACUGGCAUCGGUUAAAUGGCCUGCCUCUCGUAUUCAUCCUCUUCUGGGCAGCUGGCACAUAUGUCUUCAAUUUGGCAUUCUCUGUUCAGAAUAGAAGAUUGUGCAAGAACAUGGAAGUUUGGGAAACUAUCGGGCCUGUGCUAUUAUAGUAUCCCGGGCUUGUAUCUUCCAGCACAAUGCUGUCUGGGAAGUCUUGUUGCCAUGGAACGAGGAGAUGAAAGUCAUACUUGUUGCUACACAGUAGCAUGGCUAUGCCGGAAAAUUUAUCGUGCCACAGUCCUCUGUUUAAUAUAUCUCUUGGCAACCAAACCCGGGUUCCUCCAUGCAGCCUACACCACAGAAUCAGCAAGAGGGUAAUGCCGAUCCUUGAUUGUCUUGUGCCUGUCACAUUUCGCACUUCUGCAUCCUUAGUCUUCACCUAAUUUCCAAAUUUUUGGACUGUGAGGACUCAGUUGCUGCAGAAAUUUUCGACUGCUAGGUCUCAACGAUACCAAUUCUUCUGGGGAUUCCGUGAAGAUAGCAGUGCGGAGAUGCGUUUGCGCCAUUCACAAUCACGGGAUCGAUGUACUAUUUUCAUUUUCUGCAGUCGUGCAGCAAACUCCCUUCCCUCCAGUUGUGUUUACUAUAUAUUGCGGGCUGCUCUCAUAAAAUCAGUUAUUUUCUCUGUCUACACUUCACAGUCUGUGACAAGGCAGCAUAUCUUUUCUUCUCACGGUACUCUCAGGUAAAGCUGAAUAUUCCUUUUGGAAAUUGAUUAUUUUAGGAAUUAACUUAGUUUUUUUCUGUUUAAUUUGUCAGAGAGGAGGAUAAUGAUGUACUUUUGAGUUCAACUAGGGAGAAAAUUCUAUCUCCAUACCGAUCGUGUGGGACCAACAUUGCCUUUCUGACUACCUCCUUGGCCGGCGCCGGAGGCAGCCACCCCCCACCCCUGAUCUUCUCCUCCUCCUUCUU
Molecule: messenger RNA, 1320 nt
Organism: Punica granatum (pomegranate)
Lineage: Eukaryota; Viridiplantae; Streptophyta; Magnoliopsida; Myrtales; Lythraceae
Source: RefSeq, a predicted model, not a curated record